This is a messenger RNA of Nicotiana tabacum (common tobacco), 1912 nucleotides long. RefSeq lists its product as uncharacterized. NCBI's taxonomy places the organism in Eukaryota, Viridiplantae, Streptophyta, Magnoliopsida, Solanales, Solanaceae. The record is from RefSeq and is a predicted model, not a curated record. Gene Ontology annotation, cellular component: plasmodesma. Gene Ontology annotation, biological process: protein folding.
CAGUAAAAAUUUUAUUAGACGAUCUUAUCAACGUCUCUCUAACUUAACCAAAUGUCUAUUUACCCAAAAAAACGUUGAGCCAAACACUGUCUUUCACUUUUUCCCAAAUAUUCGUUUUCGGAAAAUGGCUUCUCACCAUCACUACCACCACCACCCCACGGUGGCCGCCACCAACCCCACCCCUAUCUCCGCCGUCUGUUACUGCUAUUCUUGUUACCCCACCCCAUCCCCGUACCCUCAUCCUCCACCAACAAAUCCACCACACUCCACUCCCCCUUAUACCCACUACCCCACUCCACAGACUCACUUCUGUGCUUCCCAUCUAACCUCACCCCCACCACCCUACAACCCUCCUACCCAGUGUCAAUGCCAACCCCUUAACCAAAAUCAUCAAUAUUUUCAAGAAGUCGAUCAUCGAGUCAACAAAAUACCAGAACAGCAAACUCAACGCAUUGUUACAUCUCUUCUCCGUCGGAUCGCCGCCUUAGAAUCUUCCCUCCGCCGCAGCUCUUCUAUUUCUCCUCGUUCUCGUCAGUCCCUACGCGAUGCUGCAGCGCGUACUAUUCAAACGCACUUCAGAGCCUUCCUUGCUCGUAGAUCGAGAACCCUCCGGCAGCUAAAACAGCUGGCUUCCAUCAAAACAACUCUCAAUAUUCUCAAAUCGUCAGUUUCUGGUAAACCCCAUUUUGAUACUCAAGCUGUUUCUCACAGAGCUAUGGAUUUACUUGUUAAACUUGAUUCUAUUCAGGGGGAUGAUCAAUUAAUUAGAGAUGGUAAAAGGUCGAUAAACAACGAACUGACUAGAUUUAUGAAGGUAAUUAAUGGGGUUUCGGUAUUUUCAAGUAGAGUAGUGAAGAAUGUGAGGAGUGGCAACAAAUCUAGGGUUUUUAACAGUGACCGUGAAGUGGAACUUGGCACAAAUCUUAACGAAGCCAUCGAUAAGUUUGUUGCUACGGUAAAUGAAUCUGAAGAGGAAGAGGAAGAGGAGGAGCACCUAAAAAAUCCUAGAGUUUCUGAAGCUAGAAAAUCUGGGGUUUUAAGACGAAAUAGGGAUGAAGGUGGGCUUAAACCAAAACAAAAGAAAUCUGUGAGCUUUGCAGAAAAUGUUGAUGGGCAAGAAUCAUUUGAUGCUGAUGAGAUAGAGCUGAUGAAAAACCUUAGCAGAAGAGUUGAAAAAAUUGGAGCUUUAUCCAAGGAUGACGCUGAAGUUGAUGAGGAAGAAGAUGGAGGCCGGUAUAGUGGAAGUAGUGAUAAUGAAAUAAUGGAUCCAAAUUACUACAUUUCAAGAAAAGAUGAUGGUUAUAAUGAAAGGAAUGUGAGAGAUGAGGAUGAGAAUGAAACUGAGAGUUUCUUGUUCUCAGCACCAUUGCCUGUGAAGAUGGAAGCUAGAGCUGCAGCUGAUUAUAUCAACAACAGGAAAAAGGGUGUCAAGAUAGUUGACAAUUGAAUAGUAAGUCCCCAACAAGAUGUCAAGAUUUGAACUUUGGUGAGCUUGACAAUUAGGUGGAAGUUUGAGCUUCUGCAAUUCUUGGGAAUUAUUUGUAACUGUUAGUGAUGAUAGUGAUCUUGAUGACUACUGUUAGGUUUGAUUAUGGAAAGUUCAUGUGUGUUGGAGUUUUGGAUUUUGGCUGUUUUCUUCUCUGCCAUUGUGGUAGGAAUGGGAGAUCUUUUGGAUGUAAUAUGGCCUUGUUCUGUAUGUCUUAAUGAUGAUUGUUGAAGAGUUUAGAAGUCACAUUUUGUUCAAAGAUGAAUCAACAGGUGGCUAUUUCCUGUGGAGUUGUUUUAACUUUUAAAAAGGUUCUUUCUCCCUGAUUGUUGCUGAAUUCAAUGGUCAAUUUGGACGAUCAGUAGUAGUGGACAGUGUCAUUGUAACUGUAACUUAUAAAGAAAAAUCAAACCUCUUAUAGUCAAA